Molecule: messenger RNA, 2556 nt
Organism: Colossoma macropomum (tambaqui)
Lineage: Eukaryota; Metazoa; Chordata; Actinopteri; Characiformes; Serrasalmidae
Product: trichohyalin-like
Exons: 3
Coding region: 24-2363 (779 amino acids)
Source: RefSeq, a predicted model, not a curated record
CGGCGAAAGAGAGAGAACUGGCCAUGCUGAAAGAAAUGGAGAGAAAGAGAGAGAGGGAGAGAGGAGAGAUGGAGAGAGAGCUGAUGGAGAGGCAGAAACGAUUGGAAAAGGAGGUGCAGGAGAAACUGCGAGAAACGGAGAUGGAAAGAGAGAAACAAAAAGAGUUAGAGAGAGAAAGAAAGGAGGUGGAAGAGAGACUGAGGGAGAUGGAGAGAAAGAUGGAGGAGAAAAAUGAACAGACUCUGAGAAGAGAGGAGGAGAAAUGGAGCGAAAGAGUGAAACAGCAUGAGGAAGAGUGGCAGCACAGAUAUCUGGAGAUGGACAGAAAGAAAGAGGAAGAAAUGAGGCUUGUGAAAGAGAAAGCCCAAGAGAUGGAAAGACUGAUGUGUGAAGAAAGAGAAAAGGAGAAGAGAGAGAAUGAAAGACAGAGGGAAAAGCUGGAGAAAGAGAGAGAAGAAAGGAAAAGAAUGGAGGUGGAGAAAUGCAUGAAAAUCCUGACAGAGGAGCAGCUAAAGACUGAAUGUGAGAAAGAGUGGAGAGAGGAGGAGAGCAGGAGAGAAAGUGAGAGAAAGAGAGAAGAAGAAAAAGUGAUGGACGUGGAUAAAGAAAAACAAGAAAAAGAAACGUACGAGCUGGAGAAAAAGCUUGAAGAAAGAAAGAUGCAAAAGCUGAGAAAGAUGAAGGAGCAACAAGAGCAGAAAAGGAUGAUAGCAGAAAAGAAGAAAGAGAAGGAAGAAAGGUUGAGAGAGAUGAAAAGACAGCUGGAGGAGGAGAGAGAAAACGCUGAAAAGAGAAAGAAGAGAGAAUGUAAAGCAGCAGAGUUCACUUCAAAUUUUAGAGAGGAGGAGAGAACAUUUGAAGAAGAAGAGGAGGAGGAGGAAAGGCAGAAAGCCAUGGAGAGAGAGCUGGAGGAAAGAGAGAAAGAGAUGGAGAGAGAGUUGGAGGUAAGAAAGACAGAGAUGGAGAAGAGAAAGACAGAGAUGGAGGAGAGAAAGAAGACUGAACGGAUGAGGAGAAAGAAGGAAGAACAUGAAAGAGAAACAACAAACCUGGAACAUGAUGAAGAAUGGAAAGAUCAAGAAAUGGAGAAGGAGAGAGAGGAGGAGAAAGAGAGAGAGGGGCAGGGAGACGCCACCUGCAGGAACAGCUUCGGAGAAGAAGUUAAGGAUGGAGAAGAUGUGGAGAUGGAAAGAACGACGGAUGGAGAUAAAGAAAUGCAGACUGACAUGGAGAUAGCUGUGAGUAGAGAGGAGGAACGAGAGCAGGUUCCAGAUAUGGAGAUGCAGAGAGAGGUAGAGAUGGAGGAAACAGAGGAGCAGAGAGAGGAGGAGGGACGACAGAAGGAGAGCAGCGAGAGAGAGCUGGAGGUCGAGAGGAUAAAGGAGGCGAGGCGUCAGCACAUGGAGAGAGAAAUGAAGCGGAAGAAAGAAAUGAUGAAGAAGCUCUUUUCUCCAGGUGUGAACAUGUUCUGGAUGGAGAACCGGGAUCAGCGCAGAGGUUUGGCAGGAAAGCGGAGGAACCUGAAGGAGCCCUCAAACAGCGAGGAGGAGCAGGCCGAGCUUGAAGAACAAGAGGAGCCUCAGAGAUCUAGCUGGCCUGUUUCUCCAGAUGGAGGACCGCUGGUCAUCUCCAUAAAGCCCUGCAACCCAAUGUUGGAGGAGCCUGAACCAUCUGAACCCUCCCCAGCUGACCCCCCCACAGAGGACACUGUGGGUGGAGAUAAAAACUCUGUGGUGGAGGAAGCCGUCCUGAACCCUGAGGGUUCUACUGAGCCAGAACCAGAAAAAGAGGCUUUGAGGCAUGAUGAAGCAAUGGAACAGGCUCCACCCACCCAGACUGACCGCCCAAGUGAUGAACCCACAUCCUCUCAGAUGAUGCAUGAGGCCGACCAGGACACUGGAUCUGAGAAGGAGGCCAACAAAAAGGACAGGAGGAUGAGUAUCAUCGGCUGGAUUAAUGAGAAGGUCAAAGAGAAACACCAGAGGUCCAUUGAGAAGAGCUUGAAGAGGGAGGCGGAGUUUGGACACAUGCUUUUCAAUUCUUCUACCAGAGUGGUCACAAUGGCAGAGUAUGAGCGGUCCAAAAGGGACAGAGUGCAGAGGAAGGAGGAGAGGAGGCAGGCACUGGAGGCCAGAUGGAGAGAAUGGGAGGAGAAAAGAGCUGAGAAGAAAGCUAAGAAAGAGGAGCAGAAACAGGCACUGGAGGCCAAGCGGAGAGAGGAAGAGAAGAACUUUGCUGAAAAGAAAGCUAGAAACGAGCGGAAGAGAAAGAAGGAAGUGAAAGCCUUCUUUGCUCCACAUAGCACGAGGUUGAAUUCCAUGGCAUUACAUUAUACGCUAAGCCAUCACCAUUACCGAGGUUAAAAAGUAACACCACUGAUCUCUGUACCUCCCAGCAGUAACUCCUGUGACCUCUGCACCUCCAACAGUGGUAACACCUCUGACCUUCGCAUCUCCUCCAGCGGCAAGACCUCAGCAACUCCUCCAGCAGUAACACCUCUGACCUUUGCAUCUCCUCCGGUAGUAACACCACUGACGUCUACACCUCCUCCAGUAG